AUGCAGUCUCAGAUCAAAUUUUCCCACAAAUUGCAAACGCAAGACUCUACCAAAGCAGCUUGGGAGCUGUUGCAUGGAGAACAUCAUGGUGGAGAUCAUGUUAGAUCGAGAACUGUGGAAUUACAAGAAGUGAUUGUCAUUCUAAAAAGUCAAGAAAAACGAUUUGAGUUGCACAAUGCUGAUGCAACUAAGAAGGUUUUUGCCUCAUUCAUUGUGAGUCCAAAAGGCCAGAACAAGAAUGUAGUGCAAUCUGGUUCAUCCAAGUCUCAAAAGAAUUGGAAUCCUAAGGGGAAAUCAUGGGAGUCAAAAGAAAAGCCUCAACAGAACAAUCCUGCAUCAAAUUACAACUUUAGUUCAUCACAGCCAAGAGUGCACUGCAAGAAAAUUUGUGCAAAUUGUGCAAACCAAAUGGAGGUGACUGGAAAUUUGUUCUACGCAAAUUGUGCAACCAUUGAGACAAAAACAAAUGGGGAAUGGUACAUUGACAGUGGCUGUAGCAAUCACAUGACUGGGAAUUACAACAAAUGUGGCUGGAAAUGUGCAAAUGCCAACUAA
Molecule: messenger RNA, 555 nt
Organism: Prunus armeniaca (apricot)
Lineage: Eukaryota; Viridiplantae; Streptophyta; Magnoliopsida; Rosales; Rosaceae
Source: the annotation of a GenBank genome assembly